UUAAUAUAUACAUACUGUAUAAUCAAACCCUAAUUAAUUAAUCUAACUCACCGUGCUUUCUUCUUUGUAAGAUUCACAACGAUGAUCUCCAAUCUUCCAUGGGAUGUGGUAGAGGAGAUACUCUCUAGGGUCCCGGUGACAUCUUUGAGACGGUUAAGAUCUACUUGCAAAGGAUGGUACCAUCACCCUUUAUUCAAAGACCCCGGAUUCAUCAAAAAGCACUUGGAUAAAACUGAAAGGCAGUACAACGAUGUCUUGUUGAUAGAGUUUAAGGUUUAUUCACUGAGUUCCAAUCUCAACGGAAUUCACGUCAACUCACGUCUAUUGUUUGAAGAAGGUGUGUGGUUUGGAACCCCUUCUCGGGGAAAACCAGAUGGAUCCGACCGAUAAACCAGUAUCACAAGAGAUCAGAUGAGGUAUAUGCGCUCGGUUACAAUAACAAGGAAUUGUGCCAUAGCUACAAAAUCUUGAGGUUUAUAGAUAGAAAAACAUUAGAAAUGUAUGAGUUUAGCUCUAAUUCAUGGAGGAAUUUUGAUGUUUCGCCCCUUGGCGACUUAGUUAGUCGUGGCGUG
Molecule: messenger RNA, 572 nt
Organism: Arabidopsis lyrata subsp. lyrata
Lineage: Eukaryota; Viridiplantae; Streptophyta; Magnoliopsida; Brassicales; Brassicaceae
Product: putative F-box/kelch-repeat protein At3g17570
Exons: 2
Coding region: 82-390 (102 amino acids)
Molecular function (GO): protein binding
Source: RefSeq, a predicted model, not a curated record